UUGUGUGAUAUAUAUUCUCUAUAUUAAAAAAGUAUUAUCUCAUAAUCUAAUAUAUAUUAAUAUAGAUUUCAAUUAAUGGAACAUUAAUUUUGAAAUUUCAUAAUAAAUAUAUUGUUUAUUUGAAUUGAGAAAAUCUAAAAUGUCUCGAAUACGUCGACUGUCUAUUUGUGGUGUUCGAAAUUUUGACGAUGAAGAUCAAGCAAAAAUACGUUUCGGUCGUCCUUUGACACUUAUUCUUGGACCAAAUGGUACUGGAAAAACAACUUUGAUAGAAGCAUUAAAAUUUGCCACAACUGGCGAUUUUCCACCAGGUUCUGAUAGAGGGAAAUCAUUUGUUCAUGAUAAAAGUUCAUUAGAAUUUUGUUUAGUGAAAGGCUGCAUUAAAGCUGAAUUUAUAAGCGCUAAUGGAAAUGCUUACACGAUAAGUAGAGUGAUUGAAUGUAUACGUAGUAAAUCAGGAUCCAAAUUAAAAAGGGUAGACAAUACCCUAAGUAGAAAAGAAAAGGGAGAAAUCAAAGCAGUUUCAAUAACAAACCGGUGUAUUGAUAUUAAUACUGAAGUAGUAAACGCAAUGGGUGUUUCCAAAUCUAUCUUGAAUUAUGUGAUAUUUUGUCAUCAAGAAGAAUUUAAUUGGCCUUUGGAUGAUGGAAAGAAAUUAAAGGAAAAGUUUGAUGAGAUAUUUGAAAGCGUAAGAUUCAACAAAGCGCUUGAGAAUUAUCUAAAAUGUAUUAAAAACUUAGAACAAGAUAUACGCGUAUUGAAAAUAGAAAAAGAUUCAUUUAAAAAUGUUGUUAAUGAAGUAGAAGACAAAGAGAAAAAACUUCAAAAUACUAGAGACAGAUUAGAAGAGGCCACGAAUGAAAUAACUACAAUCGAUAAAGAACUUGAGACUAUAAUUGGAAAAAUUCAAGAAUUUGAAAAAAUGGAUGCAAAAUAUAAAACAUUAAUAGAUGAAAGAGAUAAAAAGAAAUUCGAAUAUGAUUUAAACAAAACACAAAUUGAAUCAUUGCAAGAAAAUAUACAGAUUUUUAAAGGAACCAUGAGAGAAUUAUCUAAUAAAUUAGAACUAUAUGAUAGCAUUUUAUUAGAGAAAGUUGCUGAAGUAACAGAGGCAGAAGAAAAUUUUCAACGAACUUCAUCAAAUGAAACAAAGAUAACAAAUGCAAUAACGGAGAACAAAAUUUCUAUUGGUACAUUAAAACAAAAAAUGCAAGAUCAAGAGGAAAAAAUUGUUCAUCGUAAUAAAAUACUUAAUGACAUGUUAUCCAAAUGGGAUAUUAAAACAGUAAUUGAUGCAGAUUCAUCUAAUACUGGAAUCCUUGUUAAAAAACUUGAAGACAAGGUAGAAAAUCUCAAGCAAGCAGCAGAAGUUAAAAAGCAGAAACGAAAUAUGGCAGAGGAAGAACUUCAAAAAGAAGUUGAUGUAUUACGUUCUGAACGUUCGAAGAUAGAAUCAGAGAUAAUUAUUAAGAAUAAUGAAGUUACUGAAAUAAAAAAUCAAGUAGAAAGUAUUCAAAAUGAAAUUUCUAUGAUUGGAGCUUCUGCCAAUAAAUUAAAUUCUUUAAAAGAAAAUGUUGCACUUGUGAAUAAAACAAUUCAAGAUCUUUCCAAAUCUUGUGAUGUUUCUUCACUCAAUAAGCAGAUAAAUGCGGAAAUUUCUUCAAGAGAUGCAAUGGAAGCUGAGAUAAAUACUUUAGACGAAGAGAUAGAAGUUUUACACAAACAUGCUACAUUACAAGCUGAAAUAUCAUUGCACAAAUCAACAAUGAAAGCAAAAGAAGAAGAAAUACAGAAUUUUAAAAAUAAACAUGAAGAUGCAAUUAAAAUAUUGCUUGAAACUGACAAGUUACCUCAUACCAAACUAAAAGAUAAAUUGGUUCCUGCACAAGAAAAAUUAAUGGAUCGUAUAAAAACAAUAACUUGUGAUAUACAAACAGAACAACAGAAAUUAAUAAGUUUAGAAACAACAUUGAAAUGUAAUAAAGAAGAACUUGAAAAGAAAAUUUCAGAAUUAGAUUCAAAUAAACAGAAAGUAUCUUCUAUUUGCUAUUAUAAAGAUUUUGAUGAAAUAUUAUUGUUACAAUCGAAAAGAGUAAAAGAUCUCCAAGAUAAAAGAGGGAUGUAUGCGUAUCAAAAUACCGCUUAUAAAGAAUACAUGAAACAAUUCAAAAAACAAGAUCCUCGUUGUCCUUUGUGCCGUAGAAAUUUUGAUAAAUCAUAUAAUAUUGAUAUUUUAAUAAAAGAAAUGGAAGAAGAAAUCGAAAAUCAGCCCGUAAUUCUUCAAAAUUGCGAAACUGAAUUGAAAGUGCAACAAAAUAAAUAUGAUAGUAUGUUAGAAUUGAAACCAAUUAUUGAGAAGAUAAGUCUACUAGAAGAAGCUGAAUUACCUCUAUUAGAAGAUAGUUUACAAAGUACAAAGGAAGAAAUAAAAAAAUACCAAACAAGUAUAUUAGAAAAAGAAAAGUUAAAAGCUAUUCCUGAAGAUUUGUUGAAUAAAUCGAAAAAUCUAUUUGAAGAUAUUAUGCUUUGGGAUCGAUUAAUAGAUGAGACAAAUAAUCUUAAGGAAAAACUAUGUAAUAUUGAAAAUUUCAUGUCUAAAACAGAAGCUAAAAGCACUAGAACUGUCUCCGAAGCACAGGCUCGUCGAAAUUCAUUGAAAGUUUCUUUAAAAGAUUCUCGCAACCAAAUACAACAUUUACAGUCAGAAUUAAAUACAUAUAAAGAAAAAUAUCAGCAUGCUUGUGAAAAGCGAAACAUGUUAUAUGAACAACAAUUGAAAAUAGAAUCAAAUAUGAAAAAUUUGGCAAGUCUUGAAAGUAAAAAAGAGGAUUUAAAUUCACGACAAACUAUGUUAAAAGAAUCAGUGCAAAAAUUACAAGAUAAUUUUUUGACUGCAGACAAUAAUUUAGAAACAGCUGUUUGUCAAUUGAAUCAAUUAAAAAAAGAAAAUGGGGAAAAAGAAAAGAUGGAUAGAACAACAAUCACAGAAGGAGAAAGACAAUUAUUUGAAUUGAACAACAUUCAGAAUGCAGUUAAUGCUUUCGAUAAUUGCAAUAUUCCUGAUACUUUAGCGAAAUUAGAACUUGAAAUACAAGAUUUUAAAGAAAAAAUGAGUGAAAAUACUACUAAGAAACAAAAAUUAGAAACACAGAUAAAAGAUUUGAAAGAUGCUAUUAAUCAUCAAGAAUCGCGUAAAAGAGAUUUGAGUGAUAAUCUUACAUUGAGGAAACUUCAAUUUACUGCAGAGGAAUUACAGCAACAGUAUAAAUACCUGAAUGAAAAGAUCGAAAAUAUGAAUCGCAAAGAAAUGACGGAAAAUUGGAAAAAGUUCCAAAAUCGCGAACAAAUUUUGUCACAAAAGAAAAAUGUAGCUAUAGGAAAGCAAGAAGAAUUACAAAAUCUAUUGUCGCAAUAUAAUGAUGAACUUAAAAAGGAGUGCUAUAGAUUAGCUCAUAAAAAUUACAUGGAUAAAUGUAUUGACUUAACGGUACAAAAUCAAGUAAUUGCAGAUUUAAGAAAAUACUCCAGGGUAUUAGAUGCUGCAUUGAUGAAAUAUCACAAAGAACGUAUGGAGAGUGUAAAUAAAAUAAUUAAGACUCUUUGGAAAGCUAUAUACAUCGGUAAUGAUACAACUUCUAUAGAAAUCCAUACAAAUGAUACAAUAGGUACAGGAUCUGCUAUGCGUAGAUCUUACAAUUAUAAAUUAAUUCAAACAAAGAACGGAAGGGAAAUGGAUAUGCGAGGACGGUGUAGUGCAGGCCAAAAAGUUUUAGCAUCAAUCAUCAUAAGACUCGCAUUAGCUGAAACUUUUUGCAAAGAUUGUGGAAUUCUUGCACUUGAUGAGCCAACUACAAAUCUAGAUGAAGAAAAUGCAAAUAGUUUAGCAAAUGCUCUUAAUAUGAUUGUAAAGUCGAGAUCUCAAUAUCAAAAGAAUUUCCAACUUAUUGUGAUUAGUCACGAUGAAAAAUUUUUAGUUAAACUUGCUCAGCUAAAUAAUAGCUGUGGUUAUUAUGAACUUUAUCGUAAAGAGAAUGGUCUAUCAUCAGUUCGAUUUCACGAAACGGGAACAACAGGUCCUGUUGAUGAUAUAUGUUGUAAACAAGAUUAUCAGACAUCCGAGGACGAAGAACGUGAUAACACCAAACAAAUAAGAGCAAAGAAAAGAACUAAGUCUAAUAGCAGAAACGAUGAUAAUAAUGAAAACAGAUCACAAAAGAAACGAUUUAUUUGCAAUUUCUAAAAAUGAAAAAUUAAAGAAAUAUCUUCUUGUUACUUUAUUUGUGUGUGUAAUAUGCAUUUAAUUAUUAUUGGAUAAUAAUUCUUAAGUACUCAGAACUUAUAUUUUUUAUUUUUUAUAUUCCUUUCUUUUCUCACUCGCUCGUUUGUAAAGACCGACAAAGAGACGGGGCUUGUCUCCCACUCUUAAAAUAAAUUUUACCAAUAUUUCUCGCUUAUUUGUACAAAUACGAAGAUACACUAUACAACAUUUUUUAUGUAUUUUUCAAUUUUGCCAAAAUUUAGUUUGAAACUUGUUUCGAUUAAAUGCCUA
Messenger RNA from Polistes canadensis, 4549 nucleotides. It is a transcript of the gene rad50, whose product is annotated as DNA repair protein RAD50. Gene Ontology annotation, biological process: chromosome organization involved in meiotic cell cycle; double-strand break repair; telomere maintenance via telomerase. The coding region runs from base 140 to 4240 and encodes 1366 amino acids. The record is from RefSeq and is a predicted model, not a curated record. The transcript has 17 exons. NCBI's taxonomy places the organism in Eukaryota, Metazoa, Arthropoda, Insecta, Hymenoptera, Vespidae. Gene Ontology annotation, molecular function: double-stranded telomeric DNA binding; G-quadruplex DNA binding; ATP hydrolysis activity. Gene Ontology annotation, cellular component: nucleus; Mre11 complex; condensed nuclear chromosome.